AUGUUUUUAGCUGGAACCGAGACCACGGGAACAACAAUUGAGUGGGGAAUGGCUGAGUUGCUUCGUCAUCCGAGCUCGAUGGAAAAGAUCCAAGAAGAAAACGAUCGGGUCGUGGGGCGUACGCGGAGAGUCCAAGAGGAUGACCUAGUUCAGAUGCCUUAUCUUCAAGCAACCGUGAAGGAAAUACUGCGAUUACACCCAAGUGUCCAGAUGCUACUUCCGGGGAAUUCGAUGGAGGAUACAGAGUUGUUGGGCUACUUUGUGCCAAAGGAUACACAAGUACUUGUGAACGCAUGGGCAAUCCAUAGGGACCCGGCCGUGUGGCCCGACCCUCUGUCCUUCAAGCCCGAGAGGUUUUUGGACUCUGAUGUGGACUUCAGGGGCCAGCACUUUCAUCUGAUCCUGUUUGGUUCGGGCCGACGUAGCCGCAUUGGUCUUAACCUUGGCCACAGAAUGGUGGGCCUGACCGUGGCCAGUUUGCUGCAAGUGUUCGACUGGAAGCUUGCGGAGCCCGAAGAGCUGGAUAUGAGGGAAAUGGUGGGCUUGACCUUGCGAAAGAAGGUGCCUUGA
This is a messenger RNA of Striga hermonthica, 570 nucleotides long. Lineage: Eukaryota; Viridiplantae; Streptophyta; Magnoliopsida; Lamiales; Orobanchaceae. The record is from the annotation of a GenBank genome assembly.